AUGGUCACAGAAGGAAUUGUGCUUGGACAUAAGAUUUCAAAAAAGGGAAUUGAGGUCGACAGGGCUAAGACAGCAGUUAUUGAGACCCUACCACCACCGCACAAUGUGACAUCCUUGAGAAGUUUCUUGGGACAUGUAGGAUUUUAUAGAAGAUUCAUAAAAGAUUUCUCAAAAAUCGCAAGGCCAUUGACUAAGUUGUUAGAAAAGGACGCCAUCUUUGAAUUAAAUGAAGAUGCUAUGAAGGCAUUCCGGAAUUUAAAGGAUGCCAUAGUACAUAAUCCAAUCCUUGUAGGACCAAAAUGGGAUCAACCCUUUGAGUUGAUGUGUGACGCGAGCAAUUUCGCUGUUGGAGUUGUGCUAGGGCAGAAAAAUGAUAAGAAAUUUCAGCCUAUCGCCUAUGCUAGUCGAAUGUUGACUAAGCCGCAGCAAACUUAUACCACGACCGAGAAAGAACUUUUUGCAAUCGUGUUUGCGUUAGAUAAAUUUAGAUCAUAUCUCUUAAUGUCAAAAGUCGUCAUUCAUACUGAUCAUGCAGCUAUCAGAUUUCUCAUGUCUAAACCUGAAGCAAAACCAAGGUUGAUCAGAUGGAUUUUGCUAUUACAAGAAUUUGACGUGACUAUCGUGGACCGAAAAGGAGUUGAAAACAGUGCAGCAGAUCAUUUGUCAAGGUUAGAGAAUGAGAAAGAACAGGAUAUGAUUAGGGAUGUGAAUGAAUAUUUUCUAGAGGAAAAGCUGAUGGGUCUCUAUCUCGCACCUUGGUAUGCGGAUCUGGCUAACUAUCUUGUAGGGGGAGAGUUACCGGAAUUUUUAAAUACACACGCCCAAAGAAAGUUAAUAGCAGAAUCUCGAUACUACUUCUGGGACGAGCCAUAUCUCUUCAAACUAACCGAACUACUCGGAGAGCACUUGAAGCAGGAUUCUACUGGCCCUCAAUAUUUCGGGACACUCAAAUCUGUGUCAGAAACUGUGAUAGAUGUCAGCGAACUGGAAAUAUCACUGGAAAGGACGAAAUGCCGCAAAACUACAUCUUGGCUGGAUUAUGUCUCCAAAUGGGUUGAAGCAGAAGCACUUCGGAACAAUGACGCAAGAAGUGUAACAAGAUUUCUAAAAAGAUUAUUCACAAGAUUUGGAGUACCGCGAAUUGUGAUCAACGAUAGGGGGACACACUUCAGGAACAUACCCAUGCGAAGAUUACUUCAAAAGCAAGGUAUACAACACCGGGGAGGGGUCUCGUAUCAUCCUCAAACUACAAGACAAGUCGAGAAUGCGAAUAGAGAUAUUAAAGCCAUAUUCGAAAAGACAGUAGCUCGGCAUACAAGGGAUUGGGUUGACAAGCUUAACGAUGCAUUAUGGGCCUUCCGGACUGCUUAUAAGACGCCGAUAGGAACUACUCCAUACAGAUUGAUCUCGUUGCAAGAACAUGAGAAUCAUCCAUCUAAGCAUUUUGAAGCAAUAUGA
This is a messenger RNA of Ipomoea triloba (trilobed morning glory), 1458 nucleotides long. RefSeq lists its product as uncharacterized. The record is from RefSeq and is a predicted model, not a curated record. Gene Ontology annotation, biological process: DNA integration. Bases 1 to 1458 code for a protein of 485 amino acids. NCBI's taxonomy places the organism in Eukaryota, Viridiplantae, Streptophyta, Magnoliopsida, Solanales, Convolvulaceae. The transcript has 4 exons. Gene Ontology annotation, molecular function: nucleic acid binding.